UCAUCCCGUGGUGCUGCUGCUGUGGCGUUUCAGCAUGCGACAACUUCAGUUUCAGACGAUCUCCAAAGGAGCCGUGCAGCCAUGGGAGUGCAUUACCUCAUCCAUGCAAUUUCCACCAUCAAUAAUUUAAUCUAUUUGCUCCAAAGCUGAAGAGAUAUCCUGAAGCUUGUCGGGGAGAGUACAGAGAGGAAAAUAUCGCUUAAGUAAAUUACUCAGGGAGUUGUCCAAAACAUCCCAGAUGACACUACUGUCCUGUUGAAUGGUCUGUUUUACGACUGGGCAGUAAAAGUUCCACCAGGUUAGAAGAGUGAUGACCAUCCUGUUCCUUACUAUGGUUAUUUCAUACUUCAGUUGCAUGAGAGCUGCGCCCCUGAGAGACGCCCCGGGCAUGCGGGGCCAUCGGACGGAAGGCUACUUGGGUGCUGCUGCGACGGCCGCACGAGGCCAUGGGACUCCACAGAGUGGUGGUGGGCCAGGCCAGCGCGGGGAACUGCCCUCACUCACAGACACGUUUGAGCAGGUGAUAGAGGAGUUGCUGGAGGUGGAGGGAGAGGCGGCACAGCUGGGACAGGGGGCUGAUAAGAGCCAGGGAGGUGGGGGCCCGUCUUCUGUGGUGACCACAGAGACCAAGGAUGUCGACCUGUACGACUCGCGGGUGAUGAUCAGCAACCAAGUGCCUUUGGAGCCGCCCUUGCUCUUUCUUCUGGAGGAAUACAAAAACUAUCUGGAUGCCGCUAAUAUGUCCAUGAGGGUGCGGCGACACUCCGAUCCCUCACGGCGUGGAGAGCUCAGUGUGUGUGACAGUAUUAGCCAGUGGGUGACAGCUGUGGAUAAAAAGACGGCAAUAGACAUGUCUGGGCAGACAGUUACCGUCAUGGAAAAGGUCCCUGUCCCCAAUGGCCAACUGAAGCAAUACUUUUAUGAGACCAAAUGCAACCCCAUGGGGUACACAAAGGAGGGCUGCAGAGGAAUAGACAAGCGGCAUUAUAAUUCCCAAUGCAGGACAACCCAGUCCUACGUGCGAGCGCUUACCAUGGAUAGCAAAAAGAAGAUUGGCUGGCGGUUUAUAAGGAUAGACACUUCAUGUGUAUGCACAUUGACCAUUAAAAGAGGGAGAUAGUGUAUAAAAUGUAUAGAUUUUAUUGAAGAGUUUAAAAAAGAGAAUAAAGAGAAAAUAUCUAUUUGUAUAUAUACAUAACAGGGUAAAUUAUUCCGUCAAAUGAAAAUUUUAUGGACUGCAUGUAAAAAAAGAUGAAGUUUAUACAGUAAAAGUGAUACUACAGUCUAUUUAUUGAACAUAUUCAUGACCUUGUAAACAAUUAAAAAAAAUCUGAUCAGUCAUUUGCGCCCAGUUUAAAUUACUAUAUCACAUUCCUCAAGACAUUGUGAUUUGUUUACGUUGCCAAGAAUUAGAAAAUGAAGGAAAAAAAAACAGGCAAGGAAUGAGAGAGGACAGUUCCAUCUUCAAAAGCUUGCAUGCUGCUUCAAUUGUGAAUUGAGAAA
Toxotes jaculatrix (banded archerfish) is the source of this 1503-nucleotide messenger RNA. RefSeq names its product brain-derived neurotrophic factor (gene bdnf). Lineage: Eukaryota; Metazoa; Chordata; Actinopteri; Toxotidae. The transcript is spliced from 2 exons. Gene Ontology annotation, biological process: nerve development; cell surface receptor protein tyrosine kinase signaling pathway; regulation of neuron differentiation. The record is from RefSeq and is a predicted model, not a curated record. Gene Ontology annotation, molecular function: nerve growth factor receptor binding; growth factor activity. The coding region runs from base 311 to 1120 and encodes 269 amino acids.